AUGGCUUUAUUCGAUCUGAGAAGAGAACUUCAUUCUAGAGGACCUCCAGUGAAUUUGAAUAAAAGUGUGUCCACAAAUAAACAUACACUACACUUUGAUGGCCGUUUUGUUAGCAAAUCAGACCAAUACCAGUUAGAAUCGUAUGGUUUAUAUACACCUAAUCCUGUACUUGAAGGAUUAAGUAUAUCGCAUAAGAAUAAAUUAAUAUGGUCGGCUCGUUUAUCGGAUAGUCUAUGGGCAUGGUUUGUUUAUGGCCGCAAACUUCUAGUAUGGAAUGCAGAAAACAAUAAAGAAAAUAAAACAAAUUCUUGUUUUGAACUCGGAUUACCAGCAUGUGAAGUGGCUCAUCAAGCCGCUUUAGUUUGGGUUUUUGAACCUGAAAUAGGAAAGUCGUCAUCUCAUUCUUGUUGUAUAGCUGUGUCUCCUGAAGGGUUGAUACGUUUUUGGAGAGAUGUCUAUGACGAAGUUGAAUAUUUUGAAUACAAUACUGAUUUGAUGGGAAAAGAAUGUGAAUUCCUAUAUCAAGUUGACAGUUCAAGGUACAUUUUGUUGACAACUACUGCUGAUUUGGUUAUGGUAACAAUCAACAUAUAUACUGUUCGCCCUCAAAUAAGUAGUAAAAUAUUGAUUGAAUCUACUGGUUGGCUGGGUAAUAUAUCUAUGAACAUAUCAUCUCUUGUUUUUGGUUCAACUGGUCAACAGAUUGACCCUAAAAUCAUAUGUGGCUGCGUUUUAAAAAGUUCUUCUGAUUAUACUGAACGCAUAUAUAUAGUUACAACUAAUGGUACAACCUUAACUAAGUGGAAUGUUUCAAAACCAAAUAACGAGAAACAAUUAUUUGAAGUUAACUUGGCAAAUUCUUUACAAGAAAAAUUUUCAAGUAUGAUGUUUAAUAGUGUUAGUACUGGUGAUAUGGGUAUGGAAAUAAUUGACAUGAAACCAACUAAUAAUCGUAGUGAAGAGGUUAUUGUUCUUGUACACACCAAACCAAACCAAGAUUACAAUUAUUAUAUCUUAGCAACCAUACAAAUUCAAGAUAGAAUGUGUCCAAUUACUUCAUUACAUGUUCUCAAUAAUGAUGAAAAUUUCUACUUGAAUGAAUCUACACCUCAGCUGCUAAUUACUGAUCAACAAGCAUUUAUUUUGUCUAAACAUUAUGUCCUUGUUGUUACUUUUGAACCAUUCAAAACUGAUGUGAUUGGUGUUGAUUGUGAUUUAAAAUUUGGUGGAGGUUCAGUGGUAAACAAUUACGCUAUGUUUUUCACUCAAUCUCAUUGCUCAACUGUAGUUACUAAAAUAACUAACUUGGAAUACAAUUUCAAUGAAUCAAGAAGUGUUCUUCAAUCUCCAGAUUUAAAUCAAUCCAUUGCUAUAACUGCUGGAGUAGAAAGUGGUAGCAACGAAACUAGAUUGAAAUCCGCUUUUCUACAGUUUGUCAGCCGAAAAAUAGACAAUUGCAGAGCACUAGUGUAG
Molecule: messenger RNA, 1473 nt
Organism: Macrosiphum euphorbiae (potato aphid)
Lineage: Eukaryota; Metazoa; Arthropoda; Insecta; Hemiptera; Aphididae
Source: the annotation of a GenBank genome assembly